Dendrobium catenatum is the source of this 985-nucleotide messenger RNA. Its product is annotated as 50S ribosomal protein L17. Gene Ontology annotation, cellular component: large ribosomal subunit; ribosome. The transcript has 7 exons. Gene Ontology annotation, biological process: translation. NCBI's taxonomy places the organism in Eukaryota, Viridiplantae, Streptophyta, Magnoliopsida, Asparagales, Orchidaceae. Gene Ontology annotation, molecular function: structural constituent of ribosome. The record is from RefSeq and is a predicted model, not a curated record. The coding region runs from base 224 to 709 and encodes 161 amino acids.
AAUGAGCUUAUUUACCAUUUUACCUUUAAAGCCCUAACCAUUGUUCGCCCGCGACAGGUUUUCCUGCGCUUCUGUUCUGCUUCUCUAUGCGACAAGGAUAAUCAAGGAGCUGAGCGAAAAUUCGACUAUCUGCUAGGACUGGUUCAUUCCAAAGCAGAUCCAAAUUGAGCUAAUCCUAGAAGGUUGGACUUUUUAGUCUCUAAACCCUCUUUUUCUACAGGGCAUGACCAAGUUUAGGAAGCUUGGCCGUCCGGCGGCCCAUCGCAUGUCAAUGCUCAGAACUAUGGUGUCACAACUAGUUAGGCAUGAACGGAUUGAGACAACAGUGGCCAAGGCAAAGGAAGUUCGUCGUCUUGCUGACAGAAUGGUACAGCUUGGCAAAGAGGGAACUCUAGCUGCUGCACGGCGUGCUACUGCUUUUGUUCGAGGAGAUGACGUCAUGCAUAAGUUGUUCACAGAGCUAGCUUAUCGCUACAAGGGCCGAGAAGGUGGAUAUACAAGACUGCUUAGAACUCGCAUAAGAAUGGGAGAUGCCGCUCCAAUGGCUUAUAUAGAGUUCGUUGACAGAGAGAAUGAACUAAGAGAAGCUAAGCCUCCCACACCGCAGCCACCUGAAAGGACCCCGCUUGAUCCAUGGACGAGGUCUCGUAUUAGCAAACAGUGGCCUUCAGCUACUCCAAAGCAAACUACUACAGAUUCUGAAACUUAAAUGAGAACCAUUCCAUGUCUAGUUGGAAGAGGUACAAACCUUGGUGAUUUUUUUUACUCUGCUAAAGAGCGUUUCUUUGGAUUCAAUUUUGUCAGUCUUCCUCGACUUCAGACUUGCAUUUCUAAGCUUUUUUAAGUUCAAUCAUGGUUUCUCUUGAUCAUUAUUGAUGAAAGCUUUGCUCGUUGCUAAAUCCAAAUUGCAGCUCUAAUUUUUAUGUAUUGUUUUAUUACAAAUGUCAAAUAGAUUGUUUUUGGUGUGAACUUUGCCCUUUCUCUA